CAACGAUCCUUAUCUUACUCGAACUGUAGGUCGAGGGCGUGGGUGGCCACCAGUGGGCGCUGCUCGCCCAGCUGCUCGACGAUCGCCUCUGCGCGUCGCUGGAGGCCGUGCAGGCCCUGGUGCAGGCGUCGGAGGAGAGAGGUUGCUGCGCCGCAUAGACUGCGAGGCGCGCCAGUGGCGCACGAGCCCUCCGCAGGGCCCCGUGCCAGCGGCUGGCCGGGAGGCCGUGCCGCCCGAGGCCCUGCGCGCCCUCGCGCGGUCAGCGGAGGAGCGGUCGCUGCAACUCGUCGAGCGCGAGGCGCGGGAGAGGCGCGCCGCCCUGCGGCAGCUGGAGGAGCUGGUGGCGCAGCUCGGGGCCCACUGCGUGGCCACCGCGGAGCGGCAGGACCAGAGCCACGGGCAGCUGCUGGCGCUGGUGGAGGAGAGCUGGAGGCCUGCGGCCUGCGCGCGCCGGCGCAAGGCCCGUGCCGCGCCCGCGGGCCGCUGCGGGGGCGGGCGUGCGGCGCCGGCGCGGCAGCUCCCUGGUGCGCGCGGGAGGCGAGCGAGGGCAGCGCCAGGAGCAGCCCAAGCUGGCUGAGAUGGAGGACUCGUCGCCGGCCACGCCCACGUCGGCCACCACCACCAGCGGCUCCCCCGCCGAGGCGUCCUCUGAGACCACUGGGCUGUCGGUGCCGCUGCAGAGGCCACCGCUGCAGGCGUGGGGCUCCCCGCUGCAGGCUCUCGGGCUCGCCUUGCAGGUGGCGGCGCCCAAGCCGACCAGCGCCGACUAGUUGCCCGUUUCGCUUUGCGGGCAUGGAGACAUGGAGGAGGGAAGUGAGGCAGUGCACGAGGAGCAGCGGUGUCUGCCCAUGUCCCCGUCCAGCGUUGGGAGGUGGCUCUGGCUGCUCGCGCCCCAAAGGGGGAACCGUGCACGCUCGUCCGUGGCCGAAGCUCCAGACCUUCCCCACC
Molecule: messenger RNA, 948 nt
Organism: Prorocentrum cordatum
Lineage: Eukaryota; Dinophyceae; Prorocentrales; Prorocentraceae
Source: the annotation of a GenBank genome assembly